Molecule: messenger RNA, 1062 nt
Organism: Malassezia japonica
Lineage: Eukaryota; Fungi; Basidiomycota; Malasseziomycetes; Malasseziales; Malasseziaceae
Gene: RFC5
Product: Replication factor C (RF-C) subunit
Exons: 3
Coding region: 1-1062 (353 amino acids)
Biological process (GO): DNA repair; DNA-templated DNA replication
Cellular component (GO): Ctf18 RFC-like complex; Elg1 RFC-like complex; DNA replication factor C complex
Molecular function (GO): ATP hydrolysis activity; DNA clamp loader activity; DNA binding
Source: RefSeq, a predicted model, not a curated record
AUGCUGUACGUGGACAAGUACCGGCCGCGGGACCUCGACGAGCUGAGCUAUCACCCUCAGCUCACCGAGCAGCUCCAGAGUCUGGCGGCGAGUGAAGACUUUCCCCAUGUGCUCUUUUACGGCCCCAGCGGCGCGGGUAAAAAGACGCGCAUCACCUGCCUGCUAAAGGCCCUGUACGGCCCCGGCGCGCUAAAGCUCAAGGUGGACCAGCGCGUCUUUUUGAACCCCAGCAAGCGCAAGAUUGAGGUGAAUCUGAUUAGCAGCAACUACCAUAUUGAGAUCACGCCGAGCGACGCGGGCUCGUACGACCGCCUGAUCAUCCAGGACAUUCUGAAGGAGAUCGCACAAACGCAGCAGGUCGACCAGAACGCCGCGCACAAGUUCAAGAUUAUCGUGAUCAACGAGGCCGACUCGCUGUCCCGCGACGCGCAGGCGGCGCUGCGCCGCACGAUGGAGAAGUACAUGACCAACCUGCGCCUGAUUCUGUGCGCCAACAGCACGUCGCGCAUCAUUGCGCCGAUCCGCUCGCGUUGCCUGCUGAUGCGCGUCGGUGCGCCGGCCGACGGGGACAUGGCGCGCGUCCUGCGCCACGUCGCCAAGCGCGAAAAGUUCCACCUCCCCGACGAGACCUCGGCGGAGAUUGUGCAGAACGCGCAAGGGAAUAUGCGCAAGGCGAUCCUCGUGCUCGAGACGCUACGCGUGCAGUCGCCGGACCUCGCCGGGCCGGUCGCCAUCGCGCAGCCGGACUGGCAGACGUACUGCGAGCGCACCGCCGACCUGAUCCUCAGCGAGCAGACACCGGCGCGCCUGCUCGCGGUGCGUGGGCGCCUGUACGAGCUGCUCGUGCACGCGAUCCCCGCGUCGCUCAUCUUUACGACGCUCACCGACUACCUCGUGAAGCGCGUCGACGAGACGCUGCGUGCGAGCAUCGUGGAAAAGGCUGCAUUCUACGAAUUGCGCGCGGCGACAGGCAACAAGCCCAUCUUCCAUCUCGAGGCGUUCGUGGCGCAGGUCAUGUACCUGCAAAAGUCGCUGCUGCUGGGCAUGGAUCUGCCGGAGUAG